Molecule: messenger RNA, 3844 nt
Organism: Rhipicephalus microplus (southern cattle tick)
Lineage: Eukaryota; Metazoa; Arthropoda; Arachnida; Ixodida; Ixodidae
Source: RefSeq, a predicted model, not a curated record
GUGACCGUCUCGCGCCAACUGCUGCCCAGCUAUCUGCGAUCUGCACCGCUCUACGAGAACCGCGGAAGCCGUGCUCUUUGCGAGUGUGGAACGCGGCGGUUUCAAACAUUUGGCGUCUUCGCUAGUGUGCUGUGCGUGCGUGUGCCCAGGAAGGGAGUGCAUAAUAUCGUCGCGUCCAGCAUGCUGGCACUGGAAGUGGUGUCGAGCGCGCGAACGACGCUCCACGCUUGGGCAACGCCUGUGGUCGCUCGGGCGGCGGGAGUUCCGAAGGUUCGUCGAUUCACCGCAGGAUGCCGCUGCAUGGCUUCUCAGCCUCGCGCCCGACCGGCGCCUGCCGCCCGGUCAUCCAGCGCGCACUGCAGCCGUUGGCCGUGGCAGCUGCUGCGACCAGCGCAAGAGGCGCCGGUGAUGCCCAGUCGACCGACCAGCGCCGUGCUCCGCCGCUGGGCGCACACCACGAGCUCGCUGCGAGACGACGACGAUGCGGCGGGCAGCGGUGGCUCCGUGCUGCAGGAGAACAAGUGGCCCUACCGCGAUCGCAACAUCACCGUCACCACCUGCGCCGACCUGUACAAGUCGUGGCGGGGCACUCGCCGCGGCUACUCCAGCGCGCCAGCCAACGGCCUUCCGGUUCCAGUCUCCUUCGUGCACACGGGUAUGGACCGCUCGGAGCGCGCGGGUCCCACGCCGGCCGCCCAGACCGAAGACAGGCCCAGCCGUAGGCCCGUGGUAGUCAUCCUGACCGGCGCCCCAGGGAGCUACACCGAUUUCGCGCACCUCAUCCCCUUCCUGGACCGGCAUGAUGUCGACGUCGUCGCUCCGGCGUGGCCAGACCUGGCCUUCAGCCGCCAGUCUGGAUGCUGGUGGCACUCGAGCGAGGAGAAAACCAACCUCGCCCUCGAUUUCCUCAGGGCUGUCGGCGUCUCGGAGGCCGACAUGUUGGUGGCUCACAGCAGCGGCGCCUACCCUGCUAUGCGCCUCAUCUGCCGCAAGGACGGCCUCAAGGUCAAGAGUCUGACUCUGCUCGCACCAGCAGGCUACAGCCAGAUCAACGUGAUGCGGCCAGGAUGGUUCACCACCCUGCUGAGUCGCCUGUACCAGCAGCCGUUGACGCAGCGUAUGGUGAAUGCCAUGGCCCUCGCCUUCUUGGUCGCCACGCGCCAUCCGCUGCGCCGGGACGUCGACAACGUGUUGUUGGCCAUGAAGGCCAUGUUGUACGCCGACAAGGCACAGUUCAAGAAGGACGCCGAGGAAGUGGCGGCGCGCAAGCUGCCCGUCCUGGUGGCCAUCAGCGACAAUGACAAGCUUAUCGACCUACCCGUUAGCCUCGAGACUGUCGGCAUCCUCGGCGGCUCGCCGGAGAGCACCUGGUACUACGACCAAGAGAAGAGGCUCAAAAAGCGCGGAAACGGAAAUGGCCCCGUCAAGACCCUACGCUUUGAGAAGGGCACACACUACCUCUUCACCCGCUGCGCCGACGUCAUCAACGAGGAGAUCCUCGAUUUGCUGAAGAGAACCUCCAAGCUAUGACGCUAUGACGAUGGUUUAACGAGAUGCGAUAUUUUUUGCUACCCUUCUAUCUGGGGAUAGACACUCAUUUCACGUUGUCUGGUGCACUGUUUGGUGAUCUUUAUCGAUUUCCAUGAAUGACCUACGCCUCAUCACCCAUCUUGUCUCUUGUAUCGCAGCCCGUCGAGAAUCCGCGAAAUUCCAAUCAGCAUACGUAAUACUUAUGCACCGAUAACUGGCCAACAAUUAUAGAUUAUUUGAGCAGUGACGUGCCCGCAUGCGACGAUCAAAUUUUUCUCUCACAUUUAGCAGGUAGACUGAAGAUGCUAUUCGAACACGAGAUACAAUACGCGGUAAAGCGAAAAACGGGAGACAAUCACUUCUCGCUUCGUUCUGUGUAUGAUAACUUGGGACCAUCUUGCUGUAUAGCGAUGUCGCGUAGUCGCGAUGGAUAAAAGUUUGAAUGUUUAACCACGAUGUCUAGACUAUCUUAUAAGCGGUUUUUCACUGGUGUGUUCGGGUAAUGGCCAUAUACGAAGAGACAGACUUGUUUAAGGCGCAAAAUGAUCACGUAAUCGGGAAAAGCAGCGAGACGACAUGAGCCAUUCUGCCGACAUGAGCGGGCGCCAACUGUGCACAGCGUAGCGGAAUUGAACCUCACGCGACAUAUUUCCCGACAAGGUCGUUCAGAAACCCUCGGCGUGAAGAAAGAGCAAAUAUCAGAUGAGAACCACGUGCAAACAAUAAUGUAAUAAAUAUUGAUGUGCACCAAUGCAUGAACCCUCCGGAGGCGUGCGAGAGCUAGGCAGAAAGAAUGCACAUCUUCGGCGUAUCUUCAAAAACCAUGCAUGCUGCUCGAUUUUAUCAGAACAAAUGUUGUGUUGUGAACGACGAAAAAUAAAAAAAAGAAGACGUGAUAAAUACGACGCGCAGACUUAUGAAGUACAAGUGUGUCUUGUUUUGUCGGUCUGUCACUUACUAUAGAUCCUCGAAUGACUAUGCCUAUACUUACGCUGGUCCUUGUGGACGGCUAACGCAAGCGCAGGGGCAUGUGUUCACCGAGUGCGGCAGUGUAGUAAGCAGCAGGGCAGUACAGUGGAAUGAGGUGUCAUGCAGCUUGCGUGGAGGAUUACCGAUAUAUAAUAUCAAAUGUAUAAUGCGUAUCCGCUUAGCGGCCCAAUUACUGUUCGUUUAUAAAGCAUCGUUAAUGAAAGCGCAUGUGAUCAUUCCCACAUACAUGCACCAAAAUCCAUCCAGGCGUUGCUCACACGCCGAACCACGCGUGCCUAUACCCCGCGGUGCACUCUACUGCUCCUUUCUUGCCUCCUAUAUACAUAUAAAAAUAAAAUCUAUUCCCUUACACUACCGAACUUUCUGUGUUGUGGCCGAUCUCCGUCAGAUAGAGUAGUUGAUCCGCUGGAGAUACAGCCACACAACCAACCUGUACUUUGUAGAGGAACAGCAACUGGAGUGGUUCCUGCAGUACCCAGGGAUCCAGGACUGGCGUGAGCGGGUGCAUCGGGCACGGGACAAGGUUACUUUACAGUCGCGCGUGAUAUGAACGUUAUCGAAUGAGCGUCGACUCCCUAAUUGCCCAGGAGCCUAGCGGCACGUUUAGGAACUGCGAAAAUCCAGAUGGUACAUUCUUCUCUCGUUCGAUGGCUGUUCGAUGCUACAGCAAUCGCUGAUACAACGAACUCUACAACCUUUCUAUUUUGAGCCUUCCAUUCGUUGCGAUCAACUUUUUUUUUCGUAAGCUGUUGUCUCCGCAGAUGAUUAUAAAAUGACUGGAAAGAAUGUGUUAAAGCUGGUGCUUGGCACUGCUUCGUUUAAUCAGCUUUAUAAGACGGGAGUGAUCGCUGCUUAGGGAACAGCAAAAAGAGUGAGUCAAGCCUUCGUGAUACCACCCUCUCCUCGAAAAAAGUAUGCUAGGAAGUGGCGCUGUUGUAGUUUUUCGUCGACGCUCGCGCGAUAACCUUCAUAUCGCACGUGAGUGUACAGCUCGAGACCGUCCACAUUUGGGGGGGCGGGAGUGGGGGGGGGGGGGGGGGGGGGGGGGGACUUUGCUUUCUCUCGAACGAACGUUUAUAUCCUGUCUUUGUAGUUGGCUGCAGAGUUUAUCGUCUCGUGUGCCUGCACUGUUUCCCCACGCUGCUAAUGCUGCACGAAAACUCUGUGACGUCAAGGCCUGCCGCUGACGAAUUCUUGCCGUGACUUUGAUAUACGCCUCUUCAGGCGAAGAAAGAAGCGCACAGACUUGGAACGAGAGAUCCAAGGGAAUCAAAUAUAAUGGCUGUUUACAGUUGAAUAAAGUCUGUAAUGUUUUGUUCUUUCA